AUGGUGACUAGAAGUCCUUCCUAUAGAGACCGCCCACUCCGAACAGCUUACAGAGGACCAUUCUCGCGGUCUACCGUCAAGGUACUGCCGCCAGAUCAUUUUAUAAAUGAAGCCAUCAGUCGUCCUGUUCUAGAGACUUUAGUCCAGAAGAUAGACGAGCUAGGUCUUAAAAUUAUUUCCGUCGACCCUGUCAUUAUGGAUGAUCUACCUACUUUACGAAUCACAUCCCGACAAACGAAACCCGAAGACUUCGACUCUAAAAUCGCUUCAAAUAUCCGCUCGAUACUCCAAACGAGAAAAUUUUAUUCUAUCAAAUUUUCCGAGGAUGAAAGCAAGACACCACAGGUACAUCCACUAUCACCUAGAAAUUAUGGCUCCCUUCGGCUCCCUGGGCAAAGUGUCGGUAUUGAGGGAGUACCCUGGGGAGGGGGUACAAUCGGUGGGUAUAUUGCAUUCGACGAUCCAGCUAUGGAGAAUUACCGCUUCGGUAUGUCUUGCCAUCACGUUUUACAGCCGACAAGACGAGAAUGCAAUGGAGAAGGUCGUAUGGAAAAGAUUUCCCAACAUCUCAACGAAAUCGGAGUACUUCACGGCCCAGUAUCGUGGGUCUUGAAGGGAGGAGACCGAGUUGUUACUCCAGCGCCGUCUGACCAUAUAGAUCUAAUUGAAGAAGCUAUAGCAAAAAUUGCUGCAUUUCGUGCCGAGGGAACAUCGACCAGAAGUAGCUCUGAAGAUCUAAGUAGAUCGCCCUCUGAGACACUUGCGGCGAAAAGUCGUGAACGAGAAACAGCGGAACACUUAAAGCUUUUACGGAAACAUGAUGGUACAUUUGGGAAAGUGUCCGUAACAUCUGGGUAUCGAGUAGAUCCUUUAACUGGGUUCUCAAUUGAUUGGGGCCUUGUUAGAAUGCCAGCAGCGGCAGCAGCAGCAAAUGUUUAUAUGUUUCCAUUAGCUGGCUGGGAAGGUCAGACUCAAAAAGCCAUCCUUAAAAUAGGAGACCCAAUUCCUGGUGAAGAAGUCUGUAAGCUUGGACGAAGUACGAAUUUUACUUCGGGGAUCGUUAGUCCAGCACUACAUGCUAUCGAUUUGGGCCGUAAUGGCGUAAUCACAACAGAAUGGGCGAUCAUUGGGGAUAGAAAUCUCCCAUUUUCUGCGGACGGUGAUUCUGGAAGCUGGGUCAUAAAUAAAGAAUAUGAAGUUGUGGGAAUGAUUGUUGGAAAUAAUGGUGUGGUCUCCUAUAUGACACCUAUUAAGGUCGUUAUCAAAGAUAUCGAGGCAGCUACUGGCAAAGCAGUGAUAUUACAUGGAAAUCAAGGGCAAACAUGGAGCAAAGCUAAAGAAUGGAAGCCAAGAAGGUUUUUCGGCUUGCUUAAAGGUAGCAGUCAUUAA
Orbilia oligospora ATCC 24927 is the source of this 1389-nucleotide messenger RNA. RefSeq lists its product as uncharacterized. NCBI's taxonomy places the organism in Eukaryota, Fungi, Ascomycota, Orbiliomycetes, Orbiliales, Orbiliaceae. The coding region runs from base 1 to 1389 and encodes 462 amino acids. The transcript has 2 exons. The record is from RefSeq and is a predicted model, not a curated record.